This is a messenger RNA of Penicillium roqueforti, 1419 nucleotides long. RefSeq lists its product as uncharacterized. Bases 1 to 1419 code for a protein of 472 amino acids. Gene Ontology annotation, cellular component: membrane. NCBI's taxonomy places the organism in Eukaryota, Fungi, Ascomycota, Eurotiomycetes, Eurotiales, Aspergillaceae. The record is from RefSeq and is a predicted model, not a curated record. The transcript is spliced from 2 exons.
AUGGAGAGGUCGACUUCCAUUUCCCUCGUGGAUAACACCGUCCCACAGCAACCCACCGGUGAAGGACCUCCACCGGGCACAUCAACUCAUCACCACAAAAGCCUGACGAAGCACUUGAGCCGUGCAUCCGUCCACAGCCAGCUCGCAAAACGGAAAUAUGCAAAAUGGCAACCGGAUAGACUUGGCAUUAAGCCCGACACGAACGACUCGCUUAGCCGAGAAUCGUCCCAGGUGCGCGGAGACUCGAUAUCAGCAAGCUCCACCGGAGAAGCCAGCGGGACCGGAGAUAUUGAGACAGCUGACAUUGCCCCGUCGCGAGUCUCGACUAAUAAUGGGAGCGGCAACGGCAGUGGCCAGGCGACCGGAAUAGGAGACCAAUCCAACGGCCAUGAGGACACCAAAUCCCGCUCAGAGAUGGACGUUCUCUACGAGAACCAGCGGGGCUGGUUCGCUUUUGGUAUCCCACAUUACUCGCACAGCUCACUGUUGAACUUUGAUCCCAGCCCCUGGAUGACUCGGGACCGCAGAGUCAGUCCUGUUAAUAUCACAAAUGCCCAGCUGCCUGAUCCGAGCUGGGAGUGGACGUGGAAGACAUGGUAUGUCGACAUGUCUGGUGAUACCGAUGAGCAAGGGUGGCAGUACUCUUUUUCGUUUGCCUCGUCUUCGUGGCAUGGCACGCAGCUGUGGUUCCAUUCGUUUGUUCGAAGGAGACGGUGGGUGAGACUACGGACUAAGGCCCAUCCACGGCGAAAUCGUGAUCGCUCGGACUUCGAGAAAGCCCACAUGCUUAAUGAGGACUAUUUUACCAUUCAUUCGUCCAAGGCCAGAAGUCGGGAGCAAAGCACCGCAGGACUGUCCCGGGUGGACACUGGAUUCUUGACUCAUGCUAGCGCGACGGUCGAUGAGGAGUCAGAUGUCGAUGAGAUUGCGGAUAUACCUAGUUUGAUGCAUGCUUUGAAAUUAGCCUCCAUUGAUCGAGAGAGGAUUGAUGCACUGAAGAAAUUUAUUGAAGUUGGAGGCGACGAGCUCUAUUAUCUGAACGACAAGAUACCAGAUAUAAUGUCCAUGUUCUUAUUCCAGACCUCACGCUGGCAAUUUGUAACAUAUCUUUCUGAUGUCAUUCGCGGGCUCUCCAAAACUCCCACUGAUUCUGAUAAAGACGCCGAUGCAGUCCAACGCAAGAAAGACAAUCUCGCCCGUGCCGCAGAAUCCUGCAAGCAUCACAUUACCGGGCCGGAUUUCUUUAAAGAUGAUCAUGGGGAGUCAGGAACGGAAUUGUUAGACUUGACUCCGGUGGCCAGGCAUGAUACACUAAUGGCUAAGCGACCGGUCUUGAAGGAGCGUGUGAGGUCGAUGAAACGGAUUUUCAAGGGCAUUCCCAAGGCCGCUGAGAUUGGCCAUGAAGGACACAUUUAUUAA